Molecule: messenger RNA, 2591 nt
Organism: Xenopus laevis (African clawed frog)
Lineage: Eukaryota; Metazoa; Chordata; Amphibia; Anura; Pipidae
Gene: tgds.S
Product: TDP-glucose 4,6-dehydratase S homeolog
Biological process (GO): nucleotide-sugar metabolic process; glycosaminoglycan biosynthetic process
Molecular function (GO): catalytic activity; UDP-glucose 4,6-dehydratase activity; dTDP-glucose 4,6-dehydratase activity
Source: RefSeq, marked provisional
CGAGGACUUCCUAAAAUGUCGCAAUAAAUGGUGACAGCUGACUUUGUGCGAUCGUCUCAUGAAGGAAGGAAGAGUGGAUUGGCAAAUUUGGGUCUGUCCUAUGGACUGGACGUGGCAGGGUGUUUUAUCACGUGAUGAGUCGCCAACCACCGGCGCUUUUGCUUAUUGUUAGGCUGGAUGACUAGGACUCUCACUGCCGCUAUGAAUGGGACGAUACGCUCCGAGCGGCCCGCGGGCUUCAGCAAAAGGAUCCUGGUAACCGGAGGGGCGGGCUUCAUAGCAUCUCACAUGAUAAUAUCCCUGGUUGAAAACUAUCCUGACUAUCUUAUUAUUAACCUAGAUAAGCUUGAUUAUUGUGCCAGUUUGAAGAAUCUGGAAUCUGUUUCCAGUCAUCCAAACUAUACGUUCAUACAGGGUGAUAUCUGUGACUCUGAUUUCAUGAAACUUAUUUUUCAAAGAGAAAAUAUUAAUAUUGUCUUGCAUUUUGCAGCACAGACCCAUGUAGAUCUUUCAUUUUUCCAGUCCUUUAAAUUUGCCUAUGUGAACACUUAUGGCACGAACAUCCUGUUAAAUGCAGCCCAUGGCCAUGGAGCCGGAGUUGAAAAGUUUGUGUAUAUAAGUACAGAUGAAGUGUAUGGAGGUAGCCUUAAUGAAGAAUUUGAUGAAACUUCUCCAAAACGGCCAACCAACCCAUAUGCCUCAUCCAAAGCAGCUGCAGAAAGUUUUGUACUGUCUUUCUGGGAACGACACAAGUUUCCAGUUGUAAUUACCAGAAGUAGCAAUGUUUAUGGACCACAUCAAUAUCCAGAGAAGGUAAUUCCAAAAUUCAUAUCAUUGUUGCAGCAGAACCAAAAAUGCUGUAUACAUGGGAGUGGAAGGCAGACCAGACAUUUUCUUUAUGCCUCGGAUAUGGUGGAAGCACUGAUGACCAUCCUCACGAGGGGAAAAACUGGAGAAGUUUACAACAUUGGUGCAAGUUUUGAAAUCUCAGUAUCUGAGCUAGCCAGAGAGCUAAUUCAAACAAUAAAAAACACAGAGUCUGAAUCCGAACUCAACAACUGGCUUGUUUAUGUGAAGGACAGGCCUGUCAAUGAUCUGCGUUACCCUAUGAAGUCAGAAAAGAUGCACAGUUUAGGAUGGAGACCUAAGGUUCAAUGGAAGGAAGGUAUUCAGAGAACUAUUGAAUGGUAUAAAGAUAAUUUCCACAACUGGCAGAAUGCUGAGCAUGCACUGGAGCCAUUUCUGCAUGAUGCAUAGGGUACAGUGUCCAGAAGCAGGGGAAGGAGAAGAUGAACAUGGAAACAUGAAGCACCAGAAAUGUUUCUUUCUCUUGCAGUAAUGAAGGGUAGAAAGAACAGCAGGAACUACUUGCAUUUGUAAUUAAGUUCGGUUUACCGAACAUUUUAUUCUUUGUACUUUUGUAAUUUAUAGACUUCUAAAUACUAUAUAUUUUAUUUAUGCCUGAAAAUCAUUUUGGGAGUACUGUAUUUAUAGAUGAGAUGAAUUCCUUUUUGGCUCUUGUUUCUUGUGCAGCAAUGCCCAACCUGUUGCUCUUCACCAUUUGUGGAACUACAGGGUCCAGAGGUUUGUAUUAGAAUAGUAACAGGGCCACAAGUUGGAAAUACCAGUGAUGUGAAUUGGAUCUAAUCACCGUUGUUAAUCUUGAAUGAAAAGCUUUAUAAUUCCAUUACAUAUUACCAUAUAAAUUUAUGGAGCUCCCUAUUUCCAUAAAUACAUAUUUCCAGCUGGUGCAUGGAAGUAAAGUUAUAUUUACUAUGUAAUGCAGAUUUUAUACCAUACAGUGUAAAUGGUUAAUUCUAUCAGUUGAUGUAUGUGUGCUUAUGUCGCUGCCAACGUUAAGGUUUAUAUUUUCAACAUACUAUAUAUCUUUUUUUUUUUAUAAAACUGUAUUUCACACUUUGUUUCUUUAAAACAGUUAUUUGCCCAGCACUUGAAGUUCCUCUGGCCUGGAUUUAACGAAUAGGGAACGAUUGUUAGCCAAAAUGUUAGGCACCCCACAGUGCAUUAAAUCACUAAGUAAUUUCUACCCAUGUCACUGCUCCAUUUCAAAAAAUAUGCAACGGCCUUGGGAUAUUUCUAAUGAAGUGCCGUUUUUACUUCUGAUUCCCAGUGAUCCCUUGCGUAUUCCUGGGCCUGUGCAUUUGCUUACUAAAAUCGGAAAAAUUAACUAUACUGUGAAAGCCCAAGCCUGCUCAAGGAUUACCAACAAUAGAAGGAAGAUGGUAGCCCAGCACCUCCUCAGAAAGAUCUUGAUGCAUGUCACCAGCCUGGGAAAACCUUGUAUUUACUUGGUGGUGGGGAGGGUGCCUAAUGUUUUGGCAGUCGACAGUGAAUUAUUAUUUUCUUGUCCUUUAAGAAAAGCGUCUUUUGCAUUUUUGAGAAGUUGUUCAAUGUGCUUUUUCCUGGCUCUAACAAUGCCAAACGAACAAAUGUAGCUUUUAAAAUUACAAUUGUAUGGAUCAGCUGUGAGUUAAAUGUAUUUUUCUAAUCAAUGUGUUUUUUGUAUUCUUUGAUGCUCUACUACAUACUAAGUGCAUUCCUUCUUAAUAAAACCUUAACCUUUAAUUUUA